Messenger RNA from Monosiga brevicollis MX1, 2326 nucleotides. RefSeq lists its product as uncharacterized. The coding region runs from base 662 to 2167 and encodes 501 amino acids. NCBI's taxonomy places the organism in Eukaryota, Choanoflagellata, Craspedida, Salpingoecidae. The record is from RefSeq and is a predicted model, not a curated record. The transcript is spliced from 10 exons.
AUGGCCACUCUCUUCUUUCCCAGCACGGCUCUCGACUCGAGACCGCACCGGAUGCGUCAUGAGCACGCACACACAAUGUGUGUGUGUGUGUGUGUGUGUGUGUGUGUGUGUGUGUGUGUGUGUGUGUGUGUGUGUGUGUGUGUGUGUGUGUGUGUGUGUGUGUGUGUGUGUGUGUGUGUGUGUGUGUGUGUGUGUGUGUGUGUGUGUGUGUGUGUGUGUGUGUGUGUGUGUGUGUGUAUGUUCUGGUUGGGUGAGCAAGACAAGUGGUCCACCAAAACCAUAACCAAUCCAACCCAUCCAACCAACCACGACUACAUCACAGAAACCAAGAAACAGGCUUGCAGGUCGGGUGCCGUGGUCCUGGCCGCUACUCUAUCUCUCUGCAACCACACGGCGUCUCUCUCUCUCUCUCUGUCUCUCUCUCUCCGUGUCUUUCCAUCCACCUUAUGCACUGGUUCCGCAUUUUCCCUUCCCGCAGCACCCGGACAUGAGCUCCAAUUCAAGCCAGGCUAUAGGGCGUGUUUGGCUGGCUGCCUCGUUUGGACAAGCCAGUUGGAUCUCACUCACAAUCAAAACGCUUCCCGAUCUUUACGCUUGACGCUGGGCGGGCCGACCUCUGAGCGUGGCAGCGCAUCUGUUUCAGAGCACAUCACAACCAAACAUGCAACAGUUCGAGCUGCAAGCGAGACCAAUGGCUUUUCACCACUCGCUCCAUCGAUCCUCACACCCUUCCACCGCGGCCACGAGAAGACGAUUAUAUCGGUCUGACUUGACCCCUUCCUCACGCAAGAGCCACCGCUCCCGACCAGCACAACAACUCAUCUCUGCUGGGCAGCCUGGCGAGCUGGGAAAUGCCUUGCCCUCCACCCUGCCCACCCCGACGAAACACGAGACAGCAGUGGCGCCGGCUGCUGGAUUGGCGCUUCCCACCCGCCCCGCCACCGCUCGCGCAACAGAUCGUCAUGGCUUGACGACUCGAGCCACCGGACGGGCUCGUGCGCCAAGGGAUGUUGGCACGCAUCAAACUGUUGUCAAUGUGACAAGCGUAGCCGCGUUCCUGGAGCAUGAGCGCUUGACGAGAGGCUUGGGCCUUGGUCUGGCCUGGAGUCGCGAGGUGCUCCUGCAACCCUUACCUCCAGCUCAGCUGGAGGUGCAACGCUGCAUCACCAUUCAUGACUUUGUCGCUGCUCCUGGUAUCCUUCCCUCCCGCCAAGACGCGCGGACCUUCACGACAGAUAUGGAUCAUGACCACAAGAGCCAGCAGCCCAAGCAGGCGGCUUAUUCCCAGGCCCAAGACCGCGUCUGCUUCGUUCUGACCCUUCACACCUCACCCACAAAGGCCAUGCCCCAACCAGCCCGCAAGGAAGAUGAUCAACCAGCCCAUCAACCGAAACGAACCCCUUUACACGUGAUUUUUGUCACCCGCGACCACUACUUGGCCAUGCUCAAAGCACACCAAAACACGGGCAUGCUGGGCUGGUUUGCGCAGGAGUUUCCGGGUUAUCUAGUCAACAAGUGGAUGCAGUUGGCCAUCAUGGCCAACAAUGCCGUGCCGGCAGACCGCUGCGUACGCAUCUGGCCCCAAGGCCGCUGCAUGAAGCUCUUGCCCCAGGAGUACUACCAGAUGAUUCACCUCCUACCUCAACGCUGUCCGGGUCUGAACUUGACGGUUCCACCUAUCAAACCGGUGACGCCAGAGUCUGAUCUGCCAUCGGACACUUGCCAAGCAAACCCCAUAGCUGCUCGCUUUCACGCAGCUUUGACGGAUGUGGCCCGUCUGACAGCCAAGCGCGCCGCCAGCCCGACUGAUGAACCGUGGCACGCCAUCAUGAACUCGCUGGAUUCGAAUCUGCUCAGGCAGUCUGACCGAACAGAUGACAACGGCCAACCCGACCCCAAGCGCGUGGCACACAUCACCCUGGUUUCUGCCACACACGACGGUCACGAUGGAGGGAAUGAAACCUCAGAUCGACCGCUGACGGCGGUGGAGUUGAAUCGUGCAGACGUGGAUAACAGUGUUGAGUUUGCCUGCCUGCCCGGACCGCACCGCUACAUGAUGGACUCAUUUCGCCGCUUCCUGGCCGAUCAACUACCGUCGCGCAAACGGACCUCGUCGUGCACUUCCACUAGUAGCAGUGAAACAGUGGCAACGACAUCUUCGGCCUAAUUUCGAGCCGCUGUGCCCCCGACUUGAGGCAACAUGCGUAGUCUUUUCCUUUUUUUUCUGUUCGAGAGCCACCCAACUAUCUAUUGGCCUCAUUUUGACACAACUCUUUGAGGUUCACUUUGUACUUACACCCUGAUGUAAUUGAGACAGCGCGUGCUG